Molecule: messenger RNA, 1500 nt
Organism: Raphanus sativus (radish)
Lineage: Eukaryota; Viridiplantae; Streptophyta; Magnoliopsida; Brassicales; Brassicaceae
Product: replication protein A 70 kDa DNA-binding subunit B-like
Exons: 10
Coding region: 1-1500 (499 amino acids)
Biological process (GO): DNA replication; DNA recombination; DNA repair
Cellular component (GO): nucleus
Molecular function (GO): DNA binding
Source: RefSeq, a predicted model, not a curated record
AUGGCAAUGGUCCAAGCAACCAAAAAUCGAGUGUCUUUUAUCAGACAAUUGAGACCGUGUAAAGAUACAUGGCGUAUUGAGGUUAGGAUUAUUCGUUUAUGGAGAAACUACAACAAAGAUUCCGGUAACACCAUCAAAAUGGUGCUUGCCGAUAAAGAAGGGACAAGAAUUCAUGCUCAAGUUGCUGAACAGCUCAUAAAACAGUUUGAAGGGAAACUAACAGAGGGCGAUGCGAAAGUCAUCCAGUUAUUCAAACUCUACGAUGCUAUUGGUGAUUAUCGAACUACCGCGCAUCCCUACAAAAUAGGAUUCUUUCAAACUACUUUUGUUGGACCAGCGGAUGACUUCCCAAGUGAAGUUCCCAAGAAGUAUCUUGUGGAUUAUACUGAUAUUAUUGAUGGGAAGCUUGAUAACAGUCGUUUGGUCGAUGUUAUUGGCCAAAUAGUUAACUUCGGAUCUCUUGAAAACAAAGUCAUCAAGGGAAAAGAUAAUUUGAGGCUAUUGAUUGAGUUACGUGACCAAAAUGAUGUCAAGUUGAUGUGUACUCUUUGGGGCUCUUAUGCUAAACAAGUAUACGAUUACAGUAUGUUAAACAUGUCCAACAUGGUUAUAGCUAUCAUGAGGUUCUGUUCUAUUAAAGAGUGGAAAGGUGCUUACUCCAUAUCUACCGGGUAUAAUUCAACCUAUAUACUGCUCAACCCAACCCUGGAUUUAAUUGAGAACUUUAAAGCAAGUCUCCCUAAUGAUUCACUUGCUCUUACAAACAACGAUAGUAGCCAAUGGUCUGUUGGUAGUGCUACAUCUGUCCGUGCUAGAUUUUUUGUGACUAAUGAGAGGCUAACCAUAAGAGAGAUCAUCGAUAGUGAAUUGGUUGGUACUUUUGUCACUCUUGUCACAAUUGACAGCAUAGAUGCUGAUCGUGGGUGGCAAUAUCUAAGCUGCAAAUACCACAACAAAAAAGUUAUGCCAACAACCAAUGUUGAUGCUGAUAACCGUCCCUUGUUCCUUUGCAUUGCAUGCGAUAAGGAACACACUGAGGUCAUUUCCAGGUUCAAAUUAAUAGCCAAUGUUAAGGACGCUUCAGGUGAAGCAAAGUUUCUUUUGUUUGACAUCAAUGCUCAGCUUAUUGUUCGUCAUCCCGCUGCUGAACUCUAUGAUGAGGAUGAAGAUCCCGACAUCUUACCGAUUGCGGUUAGCGACCUUUGUGGGAAGAGAUUUCUUUUUGAGAUUUCGGUUGAUGCUGAUAACAUAAAGGGAAAGACCUCUCAGUAUGUCGUUCGAUUGGCUACUGAAGACCGUGAAAUGAUUGAGGAAUUUGCUGAUUUGCCUCCUAAAUCGGUUUUGAUGUUGCAGAACUCGGAUGAUAUUUCCUCUGCUUCUGGUGAUUUAUCAGUGACUCCUUUGUCUAAAAGGAAAAGCGAAGAAGAACAUGCUAUAAGCCCAAUGGAGCAACACUCCGUCACCAAGAAACAAUCCCGGAAGAAAAUCAAGGGCGAGUGA